This is a messenger RNA of Colossoma macropomum (tambaqui), 3846 nucleotides long. RefSeq names its product rhomboid 5 homolog 1b (Drosophila) (gene rhbdf1b). Gene Ontology annotation, cellular component: endoplasmic reticulum membrane. The record is from RefSeq and is a predicted model, not a curated record. The transcript is spliced from 18 exons. Gene Ontology annotation, biological process: regulation of epidermal growth factor receptor signaling pathway; regulation of protein secretion. NCBI's taxonomy places the organism in Eukaryota, Metazoa, Chordata, Actinopteri, Characiformes, Serrasalmidae. Gene Ontology annotation, molecular function: serine-type endopeptidase activity. The coding region runs from base 285 to 2864 and encodes 859 amino acids.
CUGCUGUGUGUACAGAAACUCGCCUCACAGCUCUCACUUGGACUGUAACUACCGGACGAGGAACGUUACUCUACUUUUAUUUCGCGCGCACGUGUUUAACAGCCAGCACGGCGCUUUUCAACGCUUGAACCCACACAGGCGUUUAUUUUAGAGGAAUCUCGUGUGGCUUUAGUGAUGAAGUGACCAUCCACGACAGCAUCCCUCCAAACAGCGUUUAAUGGACGGAGUCAGACUCUGAGGCUGAACCCCCUGUAAGCCUGCAGGCGAGGGGAGGGAGACCCAGCAUGGCUGAGGCUGAUGGAGAGAGCAGCAGCAGUCAGCAGAGAAAGAAGCCGCCCUGGCUCCAACUCGACAUCCCCACCACACACGGCCCAAUGGAGGAGCACAACAGCUUCCUGCAGCCAUGGGCACGUAACAGCUUGUACCUGCGCAGUGCCAGUGUGCCCACUGAGAACAUCCAGCUCAGAUGCCCGCCGGUGGACCCCAAUGCCUGCCACAGACCGUCAGUACUGCGAAAACCCUCCAUCUCCCAGACCAUCAAAAGGGGCACAGCGGACUGGUUUGGGGUCAGUAAAGAUACAGACACUACUCAGAAAUGGCAGAGGAAAAGCCUUCACCACUGCAACCAGCGCUACGGCAAGCUGAAGCCUCAGGUGAUCCGCGAGAUGGAUCUGCCCAGCCAGGACAACAUCUCCAUCACCAGCACAGAGACCCCUCCACCUCUAUACGUCCCCUCAGCACAGCAUGGCAUACAGAAGAUCGUGGACCCACUGGCCCGAGGUCGAGCUUUCCGUAACAUGGAGGAGGUGGACACUUUUAAUGGGCCGCAAACUCCCAUAACUCCCGGCGCUGUCUCUCUCUGUUCCUUCACCAGUUCCCGCUCCGGCUUCAAUAGGCAUCCGCGCCGCCGCAAGAGAGAGUCCGUCGCCAAGAUGAGCUUUAGAGCGGCUGCCGCUCUGGUCAAGGGUCGUCCACUGAAAGAGGGUACAAUGCGUCGAGCGCACAGACGCAGCUUUGCUGCUGCCAGCUUCAUUGAGGAAGACACAGGGGAUUUCCUAGAUGAGCUAGACACCUCCUUCUUCACAAGGGAUGGGCUGGUACAUGAGGAACUGUCCACAUAUGCAGAUGAAGUGUUUGAGUCUCCCUCUGAAGCUGCCAUUCGUGAGAAUGACACAAACAAAGUCCCUGAUGAGACUGACCUGACUGGCAGUGCCCUGGACAAAACUGACUUAGAGAGGAGCCACUUAAUGUUGCCAUUGGAGAGGGGCUGGAGGAAAACAAGAGAUGAUGCACUGAUUCAACCAAAAGUGCGUUUACGACAAGAGGUGGUGAGUGUCAGUGGCCAGCGGCGCGGUCAACGCAUCACUGUUCCUGUGAAAAAGCUCUUCACCAGAGAAAAACGUCCCUAUGGUCUGGGUAUGGUGGGCAGGCUGACCAAUCGCACCUACCGCAAACGCAUCGACAGCUAUGUGAAGAGACAGAUAGAGGACAUGAAUGACCACAGGCCUUUCUUCACGUACUGGAUAACAUUCGUCCACUUGCUCAUCACCAUCCUCUCCGUUUCCAUCUAUGGCAUUGCACCUGUUGGCUUUUCCCAACAUGAAACUGUAGAUUCUGUUUUAAGAAAUAAAGGCGUUUAUGAGAAUGUUAAGUUUGUGCAGCAGGAGAACUUCUGGGUUGGACCAAACUCAGAAGCACUGAUACAUCUGGGGGCGAAGUUCUCACCCUGUAUGCGUCAGGACCAGCAGGUGCAUGAUCUGAUCCAGGAGAAGAAAAAGAAGGAGCGUAACUCAGCCUGCUGCGUCCGCAACGACCAAUCAGGCUGCGUACAGACCUCUCAGGAAGAGUGUUCGAGUACGUUGGCUCUUUGGGUAAAGUGGCCUCAGCAUCCGAGUGUUCCAUAUCUAGAUGGUAAAUUGCGCACUUAUGGCUCAGUUUGUCACCAAGACCCCAGGACAUGUCUGGAGCCAGCCUCUGUCUCCCCUCAUGAGUGGCCUGAUGACAUCACCAAGUGGCCAAUAUGCACCAGAUACAGCACUGGAAACCAUACAAACCUGCCACAUAUAGACUGUGUCAUUACAGGCAGGCCAUGCUGCAUCGGAACCAAAGGAAGGUGUGAGAUAACAUCCAGAGAGUACUGUGACUUUAUGAAGGGCUAUUUCCAUGAAGAGGCUACACUUUGCUCCCAGGUGCACUGCAUGGAUGAUGUGUGUGGCCUGCUGCCUUUUCUCAACCCAGAAGUGCCAGACCAGUUCUAUCGGCUGUGGCUCUCUCUCUUCCUGCAUGCUGGGAUCCUGCAUUGCUUGGUGUCUGUGUGCUUCCAGAUGACCAUCCUGAGGGAUUUGGAGAAGCUAGCUGGCUGGCUGCGAAUAUCUAUCAUCUACAUCCUUAGUGGCAUCACUGGCAACUUGGCCAGUGCCAUCUUCCUACCUUACAGAGCUGAGGUGGGCCCGGCAGGAUCUCAGUUUGGUAUCCUGGCAUGUCUUUUCGUGGAGCUGUUUCAGAGUUGGCAGAUUCUGGCUCGUCCAUGGCGGGCCUUGCUCAAGCUGCUGUGUGUGGUGCUCUUUCUCUUCACAUUUGGCCUGCUGCCGUGGAUUGACAACUUCGCCCACAUCUGUGGCUUCGUCUCAGGCUUCUUCCUCUCCUUUGCCUUCUUGCCCUACAUUAGCUUCGGCCGCAUGGACAUGUAUCGCAAGCGCUGUCAGAUCCUGCUCUCGCUCACCCUCUUUCUGGGCAUUUUCUCCGGCUUUGUGGUGCUCUUCUAUGUGUACCCCCUCAAGUGUGAGUGGUGCGAGUUACUCACCUGUAUACCUCUGACUGACAAAUUCUGCGAGAAAUAUGACCUAAAUGCUCACCUCUACUGAGGCCUUACAGAAGCCAUAGCACACUGACCCAUUCUCCAACAAAAAUCUGCAUUCCACUGUUGACAGCUUUGUACUGUCUUGAAAAUAGCCUGGGAACAUUCCAACCAAGGCUGACCCACCAGUAGCACCAAGUUUAGUAUCUGAAUCAGACUAACCUGACAAAAUCCUGUCCAAACCUGACCCAAACCCAACCACAACAAACCAGACAGAGAAUACGGCCUCAGAUUCUUAUUAAAGACAACCUGUGAUAAGUUACUUUGGUGACAACGACAGCAACAACAACAGCCAUCAUCAGGACACUGAUAAACAAAAUGUAAAAAAUAAACUAAUUAUCAGCUAUUCAAAAUUAUGUUUAUAUUCCAGUUUAAUUAAUUUAUUCAUUAUUCAAUACCUUCAAACAAAUUUCUAAAGAAUAGUAGUCCAGAGAAUAUUUUAGUGUAGUUUGAAAGGGUGAGAUAGUCUAGACAAUCUAGCACAGUGUGAAAGGUAGAGUACAUUCUAGAACAUCCUAACCAUCACACACAAGUAGGAUCCAACAAUCCAUAGUGAAGGGUAAUUGGUAUUUACUGGAGAAUGCUGGGUCGGUGUGCUUUGGGCUGAAGGAGCAGAACCCCAGAGGAGAGGAAUGGAAUGGCUCUCAGUCUCCUCAAAUUAACUGACCUUAGAUCAAAUGUAUGGUUCCACUAGAAUCUGUAGCUGUUAUGCACUUGCUGAAGAAGAUCAAGGUUUCUUAUCAUCUUUAUUGGGCAGGCUCAGAGAAACACCCUUCCCAGGGGGGAGAGGUGACUUAAGUGCCUCCGGUGCCUUGUUGAUCGAUACCAACUGCUGCCAUAUUUGUGUUCCAUUAACUCUGAGCACUUUUGUUAUUAACCUGUAAUAAUAUGUACACUGCUGCUGAAGUGGUGAAUGUUCUGGUAGCGUUUUAGCUGCCUGCUCACUUGUAAUACAGAAUACAAUGAGAGUAAAGUUAAUGCCUUCUGUG